This is a messenger RNA of Nematocida parisii ERTm1, 552 nucleotides long. RefSeq lists its product as uncharacterized. The record is from RefSeq and is a predicted model, not a curated record. The coding region runs from base 1 to 552 and encodes 183 amino acids. The transcript has a single exon. NCBI's taxonomy places the organism in Eukaryota, Fungi, Microsporidia.
AUGGCGCAGCGGGAAAAGAGCAGAGGGGAAUUUAAGAACGAAAAGGUUAUUCCUAAUAGCAUUAGCUCUAUAUUGAGUGAUCAGGACGAACUAGGAAUUGACAACAUUCGAUUAAUAGACUAUGGAGGAAAAGACGACGAGAUUUUCAAAGACCUGUCCAUAAAUGACCAGGAGAGUAUAAGUGAGCUAGACAUAACAAAGAUAUAUGAAAACGAGCUAGAACAGAGCGAUGAUGAUUUAAGCAUAGAUGAAGAUGAAAUAAAGAAAAUAAAGGGAUUUGAAGAGAGCAUAAACCAAAAAUCUCGGAACAACACCCACUUGUUAGGCACUUUUUACCCGCAGAUAGACACAGCCUACAACUCAAGAGUGGCUGAUCUAAACAGUGAUGUUGACAAUGACAUAUGCAAAGAAAAUAUUAAAAAGAUUCACAGCUAUUUAAAAGAAGAUCAAGAGAAAGAAGAGGAAAUACAAGUGGAAAUCGAAAAGACUUUGGAAUAUAUUCGCAAAUUAAAGGACACCUCUUCGGAUGCUGCAGCACAUACCAAGUUAUAA